CACGUCCGUGGCUUCAACCAAUACACUUUGGACAAGUUGAAGGGGAGGGAGACACAGAAAUUGGCAAGAUGGCGGCGGCAGCGGCCCUGGGCGGGAGAAGCGGUGGUGGCGGAGGCAGUAGUGGGGCUGGUUGUGGCCCUAGUGGCGGGACAAGCGGCUGCCGAAGUGGCUUGUUGGAUAAGUGGAAGAUUGAUGAUAAGCCUGUAAAAAUUGACAAAUGGGAUGGAUCUGCUGUGAAAAACUCUUUGGAUGAUUCUGCCAAAAAGGUACUUCUGGAAAAGUACAAAUACGUGGAGAAUUUUGGUCUAAUUGACGGUCGCCUCACCAUCUGUACCAUCUCCUGUUUCUUUGCCAUAGUGGCUUUAAUUUGGGAUUAUAUGCACCCCUUUCCGGAGUCUAAGCCAGUUUUGGCUUUGUGUGUUGUAUCCUAUUUUGUGAUGAUGGGGAUUCUGACCAUUUAUACCUCAUAUAAGGAGAAGAGCAUCUUUCUUGUGGCUCACAGGAAAGAUCCUACAGGCAUGGAUCCGGAUGAUAUUUGGCAACUGUCCUCCAGUCUCAAAAGGUUUGAUGACAAAUACACCCUGAAGCUGACUUUCAUCAGUGGGAGAACAAAGCAGCAGCGGGAAGCCGAGUUCACCAAGUCCAUUGCUAAAUUCUUUGACCAUAGCGGGACACUGGUCAUGGAUGCAUAUGAACCUGAAAUAUCCAGGCUCCAUGACAGCCUUGCUACAGAAAGAAAAGCAAAAUAGCUAAUUCUAAAAGCAGCUCUUUCUGCUGGAUCAUGCUAAAUUACUGGGUGGGUAGGGUGAAAAAACAAUUUAAAUUGGAUAAAGUAAGAAUUGUUUAAAAUGUCCCUGUUUCGUCUUGAAAUUUUAGUCAAUGCUGGAUAAAUAGAAUUUUCUAGCACAGGUGUGUGAAGUUGUAGUUCUGCUAUCUAGCUGUAGCUUCCUUUGUCUGCUGAUUGUGUUGUUUUGAUUUGCUCUUCUAGAAAGGCAUUUUUGCUGGAAGCUAUCUAGACUUUUUCCUUCAGACUUAGCACUACUUUACAUACUAUAGCUUUGUGCCAUGCAACAUUUGAAGACUCAAUUUUUAAAACUUGUUAACCUGUUGCUAACUUUGUGUUAAUUCCUGUUUCAACAACUGUUUCCCUAAAGAAUUCAGGAUAUAACUUGUGUAUGACAGCUUUCUGUUAACAACAUUUUCGUGGGUGUGUAUGUGUCUGACUUGGGGAAAAUUUUUAAAAAGCUUUUCAAUUUGUUUAAAACAGAUUUGCCUGUCACAUUUUGUGCAGUUAACCAAUUAAAGAAACCAGUGGCAUUUUUAAUUUUGUAUUGUCUAUGUUUUCCACUAGUGUAUCCCUGUUCAUUUGUUUAUGCCUUUUAUUAACUACCAUUUUCUAAAAUUUUUUCAAUAAAAGGAAAGAAGAUAUAAAAAAAAUGAAAUCACAGUGUUGAUGGAACAAACAGCAGCAAGUGUUAACAACUAUACUAUUACCAUAGGUCUCUUUAGUUUUAGGCUGCUUCACUGCUCAGAGGCCCUUGAGAACCUUAGCUAAGGACCUCCUAAUAACACAUAGAGCUUUCUACUCCAUACCUCACAUAUACCGACUCAGUAAUGCUCACAGCAACCCUAGAGGUGGUGCUGUGAUUACCCCCAUUUUACAGAUGAGGCUGAGACAACAAAAGUUGAAUAACCUGCUAAAUAGCUAAUGCUAGAACAGGGAUUUUAACUCCAGAGGCUACAUUCUUGCCGGCAACAUAUCACACCUUUUCUAGUAUUUUCCCAGCCUGGUAAGAGAGCUAGGCACUGAUAUAGAUCCUAUGACCUUUAGUAAUAUUGUCUCUCCAACCCAACAAAAGUGCAAUUCCAGCUGAAGCUACAACCUAAAGCUAUUCAGCUUAUAAAACAUUACCCUUAUGGGCUCAGUGGCUUCAACACCUGCUUGGCAAGUACAAGGUCAUGAGUUUGAUUCCUGCUACCAAAAAACAAAAUAGAACAAAAAUUACACUUGCACCAUUUUCCUGUUGGACUGGGGAAUGUUACCCUGUUUAGCAUCACCUAGUAAAAGAUUAUUAACAUGACUGGAAAUAGAAGCCUUGGAUUUUGUACUGUAUCUUCAUUCCUGUAAUUCAUGGGUAGGUCAUGAAGUUCUCUGAACUGCUUAGUUUCCUUUUGAAAAGUUUUUUUAAGGUGAUAAUUUAAUCCUAUGAACUCAAAACUUUUGAGAGUGUGUAAUCAGAGAAUUCUGUAAUGGAGUUAUUGUUAGACCUAAGUUUCAAGGUUAUAGACAAUGAAAAACCCUCUCCAUUAUGACUGCUUGGAGUUUUUUGAUACCUGCUGUACCUUUCUCUUUACAUAUACAAACUUUUUUUAAAAUAAAAAUUCCAAUUUGCUGUA
Messenger RNA from Cavia porcellus (domestic guinea pig), 2397 nucleotides. RefSeq names its product signal peptidase complex subunit 2 (gene Spcs2). Gene Ontology annotation, cellular component: signal peptidase complex; membrane. Lineage: Eukaryota; Metazoa; Chordata; Mammalia; Rodentia; Caviidae. The transcript is spliced from 5 exons. Gene Ontology annotation, biological process: protein targeting to ER. The coding region runs from base 69 to 749 and encodes 226 amino acids. The record is from RefSeq and is a predicted model, not a curated record.